AUGCCCUACCGUUUCCUCUCUAAUUCUGCUUCUAACCCCACCACCAAAACCUCCGACCUCAUAAACGACAACGCCGUUUCUCUCUCCUCAACCUCUACCUCCUCCUCUGCUUCUCCAGACAUGUGGAAUUACCUUUGGAUCCCUUUCUUAAUCUCGCUCUCUAAAGCGGUAACUCCAGCUCGAGCAGCAACAGCUACGACUUCUUCUCCCUCGAUUCUUCUCCCGACUCAACUCGCCGAGGACUCGCCUUCUGUGCCUAGAUGUCCGGCCCCCGACAUCAAGCUGAAUUACCGGCCCGUGAUUGGAAUUUUGAGUCAUCCGGGCGAUGGUGCCUCCGGGCGGCUUAAUAACGCGACGAACGCUUCGUAUAUUGCGGCGUCGUACGUGAAGUUUGCUGAAUCGGCUGGUGCUAGGGUUAUUCCCUUGAUUUAUAACGAGCCACGAGAAAUUCUUUUUGAGAAGCUCAAUCUGGUAAACGGAGUUCUCUUUACUGGUGGUUGGGCAAAAACCGGUUUGUACUUUGAUACUGUGAAGGCAAUUUUCAAGCUACUCCUGUCUCAAACUUUAUUGCUAUGGGACUGUUCUUGUCCAAGGCGGUUAUUUCGGUUACUUUCUGUUGCUACUUCACCUGAUUUAAUGUUGAGAAGAGAUCAGGCUUCUACUCUUCAAUUUAUGGAAAACACAAGUAUCGAAGGAACAGUGUUUCAGAGAAUUGUCCCUCAAAAGUCAACUAAAGUAUACUGGCUGAUGAGUAUCCCUUACGUGGAAGACACAGAUUCUGUAGUCAGGAGGGUGUUGUCUGGAAUUAUUUUUCGUCCCUUGGGAAAUUUUGGCAUCUCACCACAACGGUUUCAGGAGAAUGAAUAUCUAUCUAGUUUCUUUGAGGUCUUGACUACUAGUGCAGAUGAAGAUAACCAGGUCUAUGUCUCCACUGUACAAGCACGCAGCUAUCCUGUGACUGCCUUCCAAUGGCAUCCUGAGAAAAAUGCUUUUGAAUGGGGGUUAUCAAUGAUUCCGCACUCAGAGGAUGCCAUUCAAGUGACCCAACAUGUUGCAAACUUCUUUGUCAGUGAAGCUAGAAAGUCCUUGAACAGGCCACCUGCUCGGAAGGUACUCGACAAUUUAAUUUACAAUUACAGUCCCACGUAUUGUGGGAAAGCUGGGAAGGGAUAUGAUGAAGUUUACAUCUUCGCAGAACCAACGAGGUAUGCGGUACAUGAUAAUUGUCAUGGACGUGUGAAGUUGUAA
Messenger RNA from Dovyalis caffra, 1248 nucleotides. The record is from the annotation of a GenBank genome assembly. Lineage: Eukaryota; Viridiplantae; Streptophyta; Magnoliopsida; Malpighiales; Salicaceae.